GAAUCGCUCGGUUGUCUAACACGGAAUCUCAAGAUGGCGUCGAGUGGAGGAGAUGGAGAACCGGACUGGGCUGCUGAUGUACGGCCGCUUUUAUCAGCUUCGUACACCGCCUUUGAAACGAAAGAGCUACCUCAGCUCAUAGGAUCAAUAAUAAACAGUGAAUCUGAGAUCCUACACCAUGAUAAACAGUAUGAGCCAUUCUACUCGUCCUUCGUGGCGCUCUCCGCUCAUUACAUCACCACAGUCUGUGGACAAAUCCCCAGAAACCAGUUGCUGUCAGUAGCAGCAGCCUGUAAAGUAUUGAUUGAGUUCUCACUGCUGCGGCUGGAGAACCCUGACGAAGCAUGCGCAGUCUCACAGAAACACCUGAUCCUCUUAAUAAAGGGGUUGUGUACCGGCUGCAGCCGCCUGGACAGAACUGAGAUCAUCACCUUCACAGCCAUGAUGAAGUCGGCCAAACUUCCCCAGACCGUUAAGACACUCUCCGACGUGGAGGACCAGAAGGAGGUGCUGUCUCCAGUGAACCCUGAGCUGCGACACAAGGAAGUGCAGAUGAACUUCUUCAAUCAGCUGACCUCCGUGUUCAAUCCUGACCUCACCGUGCUGGCCUCUCCCUCAGGACGCACACAGGCGGAGAGUGAGAGUGAGGACCAGGCGACGACAGACCAGACCUUCCAGGCCAAAAUGAAGAAUGCCUUUGUGUCCCAGAAUGUGUCCAGUCUCCAGGAAUUGGGCGGGUCGGAGAAGUUGCUGCGUGUCUGCCUCAACCUCCCUUACUUCCUGCGCUAUAUCAACCGGUUCCAGGACGCCGUCUCGGCCAACUCCUUCUUCAUCAUGCCCGCCACCGUCGGAGAUGCAACUGCUGUCCGCAACGGGUUCCACUCCCUGGUGAUAGAUGUGGCCAUGGCCCGGGACACCUUGUCCUUGCCUGUCCUGGAGCCCCUGACUCCUGGGAGACUUCUGGACAUGACUGUGUUGGCUCUUAGCUGCCUCUACGCAGGUGUGAGCGUUGCCACGUGCAUGGCCAUUCUGCAGGUGGGCAGCGGCCUGCAGCUUCGCACAGCCUCCACCAGCUCCAAAGAGGAGGACUAUGAAAAUGACGCAGCUACCAUCGUACAGAAAUGUCUGGACAUCUACGAAAUGAUCGGCCAGGCCAUCAGUAGCUCCCGCAGAGCCGGAGGGGAGCAUUACCAGAACUUCCAGCUGCUGGGAGCGUGGUGUCUGCUGAACAGCCUCUACCUGAUCCUCAACCUGAGUCCCACGACCCUGGCUGACAAGGGCAAGGAGAAGGACCCUCUGGCCGCGCUCAGGGUCCGAGACAUAGCCGCCCGCACCAAGGACGGAGCAGGCUCCCCUAAACUGGGCCCGGCCAAAGGACAUCAAGGCUUUGGUGUCCUGUCCGUGAUCCUGGCGAACCACUCCAUCAAACUGCUCACCUCCCUUUUCCAAGACCUGCAGGUGGAGGCUCUGCACCGGGUCAGUGCAGGUUGGGCCAGUGACGGUCCCCCAGCAGAACUCAACAUCAUGGCGCAGAACACCUCCACCCAGAGGGUUCAGAGACUCCUGGACUCUGUUCCCCUUACCAACCUGCUGUUCAACCUUCUGUCCACCUCAUACAAGAAGGCCUGUGUCCUGCAGCGUCAGAGGAAAGGCUCGGUUAGCAGUGAUGCCAGUGCCUCGACAGACUCCAACACCUACUAUGAAGAUGACUUCAGCAGCACAGAGGAAGACAGCAGUCAAGAUGACGACAGCGAGCCCAUCUUGGGCCUGUGGUUCGAGGAGACCAUCUCGCCAACUAAAGACAAGGUGGCUCCCCCACCACCUCCCCCACCCCCGCCCCUGGAGACCUCUCCCAGACUGAAGAGCCCCUCCAAGCAGAACGCAGGAGAGAACGGGAACAUCCUGGCCGGACGCAAGGACCCCGAGCUGUUCCUGAGCCUGGCCUCCAGCAUCCUGAACUUCAUCACCACCUCCAUGCUAAAAUCCAGGAACAACUUCAUCAGGAACUACCUGUCUGUCUCCCUGACAGAACAGCACAUGGCCACGCUGGCCAGCAUCAUCAAGGACGUAGACAAAGACGUCAAAGGUUCCUCAGAUGAAGAGUUUGCCUCUGCUCUGUAUCUCUUCAACCAUACGCUAGUGACAUCAGACCUACCCUCUCCAGCCCUGCAGAAUACCCUGCUGCAGCAGUUGGGCGUAGCUCCGUUCUCUGAGGGUCCGUGGCCGUUGUACAUCAACCCCCAGUCCCUGUCGGUGCUCUCCAGAGUCCUGCUCAUCUGGCAGCACAAGGCCUCUCUGCAGGGAGACCCAGACGUACCUGAGUGUAUAACGAUCUGGGAGAGGUUUGUGGGCACCUUGAAGCAGCACACCAUCCAGGGGUCUGUCCCCGGAGAUGAGGACCUGAAUGUGGAGCACCUCCAGCUCCUGCUGCUCCUCUUCCACAACCUGUCUGAGAGGGGGAGGCGUGCCGUGCUCACCCUGGUCACCCAGGCCAUCACAGAGGUGGCGGGUCCCCAGCAUCAGGAGGCCCAGCUCAAAGCCGUACCCCUCAACCUGGCCCGCAUACUGCUGGUUCUAGACUACCUGUUGCACCAGUACUCUAAGGUUCCUAUGUACCUCUUCCAACAGGUCCAGUACAAUCUGCUGACCCCUCCGUGGUCAGGCCAGGGUUCAGUCCAGGACGGAUCCAAACGCAGCGCCCUGCCGCUCUACUGCGGCUUUAAAGAGGUGGAGGAGAACUGGUCUAAGCACUGCUCGGCAGGUAGGAGUAAGUCAAAGCCUUUCUUGUGUUUUUUGUAUUUUGUCCAGGUGUUCCAGAAGCUGUUCAACGGAGUGGUGAAGUAUAAUGAGCUUUACGCCUGUCUGGUCUCCCUGCUCUCUGCCGGCUCUCAGUUUGAUACAGCCAGGAGACAGGAGAACAAGCCCAUCACACCUAUGGAGGCAUGCUCCCUGCAGUACUACUUCCUGGUGCUGUGGAGGAUCCUGGGGGUCCUACCCCCCUCUAAGGCAUACAUGGAGCAGCUGAAGGAUGGCCAAGGAGAACCCAGCGAGAGUGACAUCCUCCACACCCUGCGCUGGUCCUCACGACUCAGAGUCCCCACAUAUGUCAACUGGAUCAAGGAGCAUCUGGUGACUCAGGGGAUGAAGGGAGACCAAGCUACGUCUCUGAUCGAGGUGGCUUCCUCCAGAUGCAGCACCGUCAAGUAUGACGUGGAGCUGGCUGAAGAGUACAUCGCUAGACAGAUCUCAGCGUUCUCCUGUGUGGACCCCAGCUCCAUCCUGCCCUUGUACCAGGUCCCCUCCCUACAGGCCAUCUAUACUCUGGACGCUGUCAUCUCCAAGGUCCAGGUGUCUCUGGACGAACAUUUCUCCAAGGUAGCGGCGGAGACGGACCCUCUCAAGCCCUCGGAGAUCACCAAAAACCUGCUGCCUGCUACACUGCAGCUCAUAGACGUGUACACAGCCUUCACCAGGUCCUACCUUCUGAUGAGCCUACCAGAGGAAGGAGAGAACAAGCUAUCGGAGGCUAAACUUCAGGGUUACGCAGCAGUACUGUCUAUAGGCUCCAUGCGCUGCAAAGCCAACCUGCUCGGUCAGAAUGUGAUGCAGAACCUUCCGUCGGCCGUGCAGACGCUGUGUGAGACGUGGAGCAACAUCAACACCAACGAGUUCCCUAACAUCGGCUCAUGGCGUAAUGCGUUCGCCAACGACACCAUCCCGUCCGAGAGCUACAUCAGUGCCAUCCAGACGGCUCAUCUGGGCACGCUCAGUAACCAGUCCCUGGCUCUGGCCUCGUCUCUCAAACACCUCCUCCUCUCUCUGGUCCGCCUCACCGGAGACCUCAUUGUGACUGAGGAGUUGAACCCUCCCCAGGUGGUACAUGCCCUGCUCCCCCUUCUCUUGGAGAGCAGCACGGAGAGCGUAGCUGAGAUCUGCUUGACCUCUCUGGAGCGUAUUCUGGGCCCCGCUGAGUCAGACACCUUCCUGUCCCACGUCUACCAGAGACUGGUCACAGGAUGCUACAACAUCAUCGCCAACCACUCCGACCCCAACAGUGGUCUGGAUGAGUCUGUGUUGGAGGAGUGUCUGCAGUAUCUGGAGAGGCAGCUGGAGAGCAGCCAAAUGUGCAAGGCCAUGGAGGACUUCUUCUCCUGCAGUGGAGAACUGGUUCAGAUCAUGAUGGCUACAGCCAAUGAAAACCUAUCUGCUAAAUUCUGCAACCGGGUGCUGAAAUUCUUCACCAAACUCUUCCAGCUCACGGAGAAGAGUCCCAACCCCAGCCUGUUGUGUCUGUGCGGCUCCCUGGCCCAGCUGGCGUGUGUGGAGCCGUCCAGGCUGCAGUCGUGGCUCAGCCGCAUGACGGCCACGCCACCCAAGGACUCGGAGCAUCUGGAGACGGUGCAGGAGAACAGGGCGCUGCUACAGGUGCUCACCACGCACAUUGUCAGGGACAACAGCCAGGUGGGCGAGGGCGUGUGCACCGUCCUGCUCUCCACCCUCAUCCCCAUGGCAACGGAUAUGCUGGCCAAUGGGGACGGCGCUGGCUUCCCGGAACUCAUGGUGAUCAUGGCGACCCUAGCCAGCGCCGGUCAGGGGGCGGGGCAUCUGCAGCUGCAUCGCGCCGCCAUCGAUUGGCUGACCAGAUGCAAAAAGUACCUGACCCAGAAAAACGUUGUGGAGAAAGUGAGCGCAAACGUGUCCCAGGGCAAACAUGCCAGCAUACUAGAGUGCUCCUGCCAUAUCAUCUCCUACCUGGCUGAUGUGAUGAACGCCCUGAGACAGAGCAGUGGCCAGGGCUCCUCCGUGCUGCUGGUUGAUGGAGAGGAGAAGGCUGUAGAGGUGGACUCGGACUGGGUUGACGAGUUGGCUGUGGAGGACGAUGACUCACAGGCUGAGGACUCUGAUGAAGACUCCCAGUGCAAUAAGCUGUGUACCUUCACCAUCACCCAGAAGGAGUUCAUGAACCAGCAUUGGUACCACUGUCACACGUGUAAGAUGCUGGACGGGGUAGGUGUGUGUACAGUGUGCGCCAAGGUCUGUCACAAAGACCAUGAGAUCUCCUAUGCCAAAUACGGUUCUUUCUUCUGUGACUGCGGGGCCAAGGAGGACGGUACCUGUCAGGCCCUGGUGAAGCGCAGCCCCAGCAGCGGCACCAUGAAGGAGUCCUCAGCCUUCCAGAGUGAACUGAGGAUGCCUGAGAGUGCCAUUCGUCAUCAGAGCAGCCUGGGCUCCAGCGACAAAGACAAGGUGACCAUCUGUGAGGGCAAGCCUGGAGACGAGGACCGUCCCAAGAAGAGCAGCGUCUGUAAGAACAUCGAGGGAUGUCAGGAGGAACUGCUGGCACAAGUGUCUGGCUCCUCCACGGCGGCCGUGGUUCUGGAGAUGUUGAUCUUCCUAAUGGAUGCCAUCCAGACUAACUUCCAGCAGGCCUCCGCUGUAGGCAGCAGCAGCCGAGCUCAGCAGGCCCUCAACGAGCUACACACUCAGGACAAGAGUGUUGAGAUGACUGACCAACUGAUGGUCCCUACCCUUGGUUCCCAGGAGGGAGCUUUUGAGAACGUGCGUAUGAACUACAGUGGAGACCAGGGCCAGACCAUCAGACAGCUCAUCAGUGCCCACGUGCUGCGACGCGUCGCCAUGUGUGUGUUGUCUUCGCCCCACGGGCGCCGCCAGCACCUCGCCGUCAGCCACGAGAAGGGCAAGAUCACCGUCCUGCAGCUGUCGGCUCUACUGAAGCAGGCCGAUUCCAGUAAGAGGAAGUUAACCCUGACUCGUCUGGCCUCGGCCCCCGUCCCCUUCACCGUGCUCAGCCUCACUGGGAACCCCUGCAACGAAGACUAUCUGGCUGUCUGUGGACUCAAGGACUGCCACGUGCUGACGUUCAGUAGUACAGGGUCAGUUUCAGAACACCUGGUGCUGCACCCUCAGCUGGCUACUGGGAACUUCAUAAUCAAGGCAAUCUGGCUGCCUGGCUCCCAGACGGAGCUGGCCAUCAUCACGGCGGACUUCGUCAAGAUCUAUGACCUGUCAGUGGACGCUCUGAGCCCUGUGUACUACUUCCUGCUGCCGAGCUCCAAGAUCCGUGACGCCACCUUCCUGUUCAACGAGGAAGGGAAGAGCAUCAUCGUCAUCAUGUCCUCUGCUGGCUACAUGUACACACAGGUCAUGGAUGAGUCUUCCAGCGCCCAACACGGACCCUUCUAUGUUACCUCAGUCCUGGAGAUCAGCCACCAGGACCUAAAGGACAGUAACGGUCAGAUUGCUGGCGGCGGUGUAUCGGUGUACUACAGCCACGUUCUCCAGAUGCUGUUCUUCAGCUACAGCCAGGGCAAGUCGUUCGCUGCAACCGUCAGUCGCAGCGCCACCGACGUACAGAGACUCUUCACCAUCACCGUCAAAGGCUCUAAUGGGGGCAGUAAGACGUCUCCAGCUCUGUGCCAGUGGUCUGAGGUGAUGAACCACCCAGGCCUGGUGUGCUGCGUCCAGCAGACUACUGGUAUCCCUCUGGUCAUCAUGGUCAAACCUGACACCUUCCUCAUCCAGGAGAUCAAGACCCUGCCCGCUAAGGCUAAGAUCCAGGACAUGGUAGCUAUCCGUCACACAGCGUCUAACGAGCAGCAGCGAACCACCAUGAUCCUGCUGUGUGAGGACGGCUCUCUGAGGAUCUACAUGGCUAACGUAGACAACACCUCCUAUUGGCUCCAGCCCUCCCUGCAGCCCUGCUCCGGCAUCUCCAUCAUGAAGCCUGUCAGGAAACGCAAGGCUGCUGCUGCAACCACUCGUACCUCCAGUCAGGUGACCUUCCCGGUGGACUUUUUCGAGAGUAACCAACAGCUGACGGAGGUGGAGUUUGGAGGCAACGACCUCCUGCAGGUUUACAACGGACAGCAGAUCAAACACAGACUCAACUCCACUGGGAUGUAUGUCGCCAACACUAAGCCGGGAGGCUUCACCGUGGAGACGGUCAACAACAACAUCUCCAUGGUGAUGACAGGCAUGCGGGUGCAGGUGGGCACGCAGGCCAUCGAGCGGGCACCCUCCUACCUGGAGAUCUUUGGGCGAACCAUGCAGGUGAACAUGACCCGGCCCCGCUGGUUCGACUUCCCCUUCACCAGGGAGGAGGCUCUGCAGGCCGACAAGAAACUCUCCAUCUUCUUCGGAGCGUCAGUUGACCCGGCUGGUGUCACUAUGCUGGACUCUAUAAAGAUCUAUGGUAAAACCAAGGAGCAAUUUGGCUGGCCUGACGAGCCCCCCGAGGACUUCCCCUCGGCCUCCGUCAACAACGUGUGCUCUCCCAACCUCAACACCGGCAACGGCACCGGCGAAGGGGACAUCGCCGCGCCAGCCUCCACCGGCGGCACCGUGCUGGAGAGGUUGGUGGUGAGCUCCCUGGAAGCUCUAGAGAGCUGUUUUGCUAUGGGCUCCUCCAAUGAAAAGGAGAAGAACAAGGCUGCGGCGUUGGAGUUAGCGACCCUUCUCCUGUCCAUGGCUACUCCCCCUGGGGUCCAGCAACAGACCAAGGGCCUCCUGGCCAGCCUGCACACCAGCCGUACGGCCUACCACAACCACAAGGACCAGUCCCUGUUGAGCAACGCGGUGCAGUGUCUGAACAGCUGUAGUCGUGACAGCAGAGACCUGGACCCUGAGUUGUUCCAGCGACUGGUGAUCACGGCACGCUGCAUCGCCAUCAUGAGACCCAGUAACCUGGUGCACUUCACUGAGACCAAACCUUCUAGUGUUGAUACAGAGAUGACUGAGGAGGGCCAGAAACAGAUGGACAGUGAGGGAUGUAACUUCAUCAUGCAGCUGGUCAAUAACUUCUGGAAGCUCCAUGCCCUCAAACCAAAGAAUGCUUUCCUGGCCCCUGCCUGUCUGCCAGGUCUGACCCACAUUGAAGCUACAGUGAAUGCCUUGGUGGACAUCAUCCAUGGGCUCUGUACCUGUGAGCUGGACUACAUUAACGUGGCCUCCAAGAUCUACAUGCAGAUGCUCCUGUGUCCCGACACGUCUGUUAGCUUCGCCUGUAAGCAGGCCCUGAUCCGAGUACUCCGACCCAGGAACAAACGCCGUCACGUGACUCUUCCUUCUCCCCCUCGCUCCAACACACCCAUGGGAGACAAAGACGAUGAUGAUGAGGAUGAUGUUGAUGACAAGAUGCAGCCGUCGGGGCUGACUGGAGGAGAGGGGGGCAGGCAGGAGAGUCAAGAGCAGGGUGAGGUCGACCAUGGCGACUUUGAGAUGGUGUCUGAGUCCAUGGUUCUGGAGACGGCGGAGAAUGUGAACAAUGGAAACCCAUCUCCCCUGGAGGCUCUUCUGGCCGGGGCCGAGGGCUUCCCCCCGAUGCUGGACAUCCCCCCAGACGCGGACGACGAGACCAUGGUGGAGCUGGCCAUCGCACUGAGUCUCCAGCAGGACCAGCAAGGCAGCAGCAGCAGUGCCCUCGGUCUCCAGUCUCUCGGUCUGUCAGGUCAGGCUCCCAGCUCUUCUUCUCUGGACGCAGGCACCCUGUCAGACACCACCGCAUCAGCCCCAGCAUCAGACGACGAGGGGAGUACAGCCGCCACGGACGGUUCUACGCUACGGACCUCUCCGGCCGAGCACGGGGGCAGCGUGGGGUCAGAGAGCGGGGGGUCUGCCAUCGACUCAGUGGCAGGAGAACACAGUGUGUCGGGCCGCAGCAGUGCGUACGGGGACACGACCGUUGAGGGCCACCCAGCAGGACCAGGUAGUGUGAGCUCCAGCACAGGGGCCAUCAGCACCACCACAGCCCAGCAGGAGGGAGAUGGAUCGGACGGAGACGCAGAGACAGAGGGGGACAUCCACACCAGCAACAGACUCCACACGGUGCGUCUGAUGCUGCUGGAGCGACUCCUACAGCACCUGCCCCAGCUGGACAGUGUAGGAGGAGUCCACGCUAUCCCUUACAUGCAGGUGGUCCUGAUGCUGACCUCUGACCUGGAUGGAGAAGAUGACAAGGACAAGGGAGCUCUGGACGACCUGCUGGCUCUACUCAUCGCCGAGUUGGGCAUGCACAAGAAGGACGUGUCCAAGAAGAACGAGCGCAGCCCCAUCAAUGAGGUCCAUCUGGUCAUCAUGAGACUGCUCUCUGUGUUCAUGUCCAGAACCAAGUCUGGAUCGAAGUCUUCCUCUGAGUCGUCCUCUCUGAUCUCCAACGCCACGGCCACAGCCCUGCUCAGUCAGGGGGCGAUAGACUACUGUCUCCACGUCCUCAAGUCUCUGCUGGAGUUCUGGAAGAGCCAGCAGGAAGAGGAGGAGUCUGUGGCAGCCUCCCAGCUCCUCAAACCUCACACCUCCUCCUCUCCUCCGGACAUGAGCCCCUUCUUCCUGAGGCAGUACGUCAAGGGUCAUGCUGCUGAUGUGUUUGAGGCCUACUCCCAACUUCUGACUGAGAUGGUUCUGAGAUUACCUUAUCAGAUCAAGAAGAUCGCUGACACCAACCCCCGCAUCCCGCCUCCUGUCUUCGACCACUCCUGGUUCUACUUCCUGUCUGAGUACCUGAUGAUUCAGCAGACGCCCUUCGUGAGGCGGCAGGUCAGGAAGCUGCUCCUGUUCAUCUGUGGUUCUAAGGAGAAGUACCGUCAGCUCCGGGACCUGCACACGCUGGACUCUCACGUCCGCGGCAUCAAGAAGCUCCUGGAAGAACAGGGCAUCUUCCUCCGCGCCGGCGUCGUCACGGCAACCUCCGGCUCCGCCCUGCAGUACGACACGCUCAUUAGUCUGAUGGAGCACCUGAAGGCCUGUGCUGAGAUAGCCACCCAGAGGACCAUCAACUGGCAGAAGUUCUGUAUGAAGGAUGACUCCAUACUAUACUUCCUACUACAGGUCAGCUUCCUGGUAGAUGAGGGAGUGUCUCCGGUGCUCCUCCAGCUGCUGUCCUGUGCUCUGUGUGGCAGCAAGGUCCUGGCUUCCUCUUCCUCCUCUUCCUCCGGAGGAGGGUCUGGGGGCACUGGGACUCAGUCCUCUCAGAGCAAGUCCUCAAGCAAGAAGAGCAAAAAGGAGGACAAGGAGAAAGACAAAGAAGGUGACGGUGUGGGUAGCCAGGAGGACCAGCUGUGUACUGCUCUGGUCUCUCAGCUCAACAAGUUUGCCGACAAAGAGACUCUCAUUCAGUUCCUCCGCUGCUUCCUGCUCGAGUCCAACUCCUCCGCCGUGCGCUGGCAAGCCCACUGUCUCGCACUGCAUAUCUACAGAAACUCCAGUAAGUCUCAACAGGAGCUGCUGUUGGACCUGACCUGGGCCAUCUGGCCAGAGCUGCCCGCCUAUGGGCGCAAGGCCGCUCAGUUUGUAGACCUGCUCGGCUACUUUUCCCUGAAGACACCCCAGACCGAGAAGAAGUUGAAGGAGUAUUCCCAGAAAGCUGUGGAAAUCCUGAGGACCCAGAACCACAUUCUGACCACCCACCCCAACUCUAACAUCUACAGUACUCUGUCAGGUCUGGUGGAGUUUGAUGGGUUCUACCUGGAGAGUGAUCCCUGUCUGGUGUGCAACAACCCUGAAGUGCCCUUCUCUAACAUCAAGCUGUCGUCCAUCAAGGUGGACACCAGAUACACUACUACCCAGCAGGUGGUCAAGCUGAUCAGCAGUCACACCAUCAGUAAGGUGACGGUGAAGAUAGGAGACCUGAAGAGGACCAAGAUGGUCCGGACCAUCAGCCUCUACUACAACAAUAGGACUGUACAGGCCAUCGUAGAGCUCAAGAACAAACCGGCCCGUUGGCACAAGGCCAAGAAGGUCCAACUGACUCCAGGUCAGACAGAGGUCAAAAUCGACCUGCCGCUGCCUAUUGUGGCGUCCAACCUCAUGAUCGAGUUCUCCGACUUCUACGAGAACUACCAGGCGUCCAGUGAGACGCUCCAGUGCCCGCGAUGCUCUGCCUCCGUGCCCGCCAACCCUGGUGUCUGUGGCAACUGUGGAGAAAACGUCUACCAGUGUCACAAGUGCAGGUCCAUUAAUUAUGAUGAGAAGGAUCCGUUCCUGUGUAACGCCUGUGGUUUCUGUAAAUACGCCCGCUUCGACUUCAUGUUGUACACCAAGCCCUGCUGUGCUGUGGACCCAAUAGAGACCGAGGAGGACAGGAAGAAGGCGGUGACCAACAUCAACACGCUGCUGGACAAGGCCGACCGCGUGUACCACCAGCUAAUGGGGCACAGACCUCAGCUGGAGAGUCUGCUGUCAAAGGUCAACGAGGCAGCGCCUGAGAAACCACAGGAUGAUUCUGGAGCAGGGGCGGGGCUUGGAGCGUCCUCGGCCAAUGUGAACAGGUACAUCCAGCAGCUGGCUCAGGAGUACAGCGGGGACUGUAAGACUUCCUUUGACGAGCUCUCCAAGAUCAUACAGAAAGUCCUGGCGUCCCGUAAAGAGCUCCUGGAGUACGACCUGCAGCAGCGUGAAGCCGCCACCAAGUCCUCUCGCUCCAGCUCCCAUCAGCCCACCUUCACAGCCAGCCAGUACAGAGCCCUCUCUGUGUUAGGCUGCGGACACACCUCCUCCAACAAGUGUUAUGGCUGUGCCUCGGCCGUGACUGGUCACUGCAUCACCCUGCUAAGAGCCCUGGCCACCAACCCAGCCCUCCGCCAGAUCCUGGGGCUCCAGGGGCUCAUCAGAGAGCUGUUUGAGUACAACCUGAGGAGAGGCACCUCUGCCAUGAGAGAGGAGGUCAGACAACUGGUUUGCCUGCUCACCAGAGACCAGCCAGAGGCCACUCAGCAGAUGAAUGACCUGAUCAUUCACAAGGUGUCCGCUGCUCUGAAGGGCCACUGGGCCAAUCCUGACCUGGUCUCCAGUCUGCAGUAUGAGAUGCUACUGCUCACCGACUCCAUCUCCAAGGAAGGGGGCUGCUGGGAGCUACGACUGCGAUGUGCCCUGAGUCUGUUCCUGAUGGCCGUGAACAUCAAGACCCCUGUGGUGGUGGAGAACAUUACUCUGAUGUGUCUCAGGAUCCUACAGAAACUCAUCAAGCCCCCUGCCCCCACCUCCAAGAAGAACAAGGAUUCUGCUGUGGAGUCUCUGACUACAGUGAAGCCCUACUGCAAUGAGAUCCAUGCUCAGGCCCAGCUCUGGCUCAAGAAGGACCCCAAAGCAUCGUAUGAAGCCUGGAAAAAGUGCCUUCCAGCAAGAUGCCAGGAGACGGCGUCCAAGCCCCAGAACAAGGCCGAGGUGCGGAGGCGUUACCUGAUGGAGAAGUAUGUGUGGAAGUGGAAACAGUUCAUGAGGUCACGCUCCGAGGGUCUGUUCCCUCGGCUCCUCAAACUGGGACACAACAAUUGGCUCAGACAGGUGCUGUUCACCCCAGCCACCCAGGCAGCGCGGCAGGCAGCCUGUACCAUCGUUGAGGCCCUCACCUCCAUCCCCAGCCGCAAGCAGCAGGUGCUGGACCUGCUUACCAGUUACCUGGAUGAGUUGAGCAUCGCGGGGGAAUGUGCAGCUGAGUAUCUGGGUCUGUACCAGAAGCUCAUCAAGCCUCCUCAAUGGAAGGUGUACCUGGCUGCCCGAGGAGUCCUGCCCUACAUCGGAAACCUCAUCACCAAGGAAAUAGCCAACCUGUUGGCUCUGGAAGAGGCCACGCUCAGCACAGACCUGCAGCAGGGAUACGCCCUCAAGAGCUUGACUGGCCUACUGUCGUCCUUUGUGGAGGUGGAGUCCAUCAAGCGUCACUAGAGUCGUCUGGUGGGCACGGUGCUUAAUAUGAUCUACCUGUGUCUCAGGAAACUAGUGGUGCAGAGGACCAAGCUCAUCGACGAGACCCAGGACAUGCUGCUGGAGAUGCUGGAGGACAUGACCACAGGGACCGAGUCUGAGACCAAGGCCUUCAUGGCUGUGUGUAUUGAGACAGCCAAGAGAUACGACCUGGAUGACUACAGAACACCGGUGUUCAUCUUUGAGAGACUCUGCAGCAUCAUCUACCCGGAGGAAAACGAGGUGACAGAGUUCUUUGUUACCCUGGAGAAGGAUCCUCAGCAGGAGGACUUCCUGCAAGGCCGUAUGCCUGGUAAUCCGUACAGCAGCAACGAGCCAGGUAUCGGACCCCUGAUGAGGGACAUCAAGAACAAGAUCUGUCAGGACUGUGACCUGGUGGCCCUGCUCGAGGACGACAGUGGCAUGGAGCUUCUGGUGAACAAUAAGAUCAUAAGUUUGGACCUGCCUGUGGCCGAGGUUUACAAGAAGGUGUGGUGCCCUACCAACGAGGGAGAGCCCAUGAGGAUCAUAUAUCGUAUGAGGGGUCUCCUUGGAGACGCUACUGAAGAGUUCAUCGAGUCUCUGGACUCUACCACAGAUGAAGAGGAGGAUGAGGAGGAGGUGUAUAAGAUGGCAGGAGUGAUGGCUCAGUGUGGGGGGCUGGAGUGUAUGCUCAGCAGACUGUCUGGCAUCAGGGACUUCAAACAGGGAAGACACCUGCUCACUGUGCUGCUGAAGCUGUUCAGUUACUGUGUGAAGGUAAAGAUCAACAGACAACAGUUGGUCAAACCAGACAUGAACACGCUCAACGUCAUGCUGGGCACACUCAACCUGGCGUUGGUUGCAGAGCAGGAGAGUAAGGACAGUGGAGGAGCGUCCAUAGCAGAGCAGGUCCUCAGCAUCAUGGAGAUCAUUCUGGAUGAGGCCAACGCUGAGAUCUCAGAGGACAAGGGUAACCUGUUGUUAACAGGAGACAAGGACCAGCUGGUGAUGCUGCUGGACCAGAUCAACACUCCGUUUGUCCGUUCCAACCCCAGCGUCCUGCAGGGUCUCCUACGUAUCAUACCCUACCUGUCUUUUGGAGAACUGGAGAAGAUGAGGAUCCUAGUGGAGAGAUUUAAACCGUGCUGCAGCUUCGACAAGUACGAUGAAGAGCAUAGUGCCGAUGACAAGGUCUUCAUCGACUGCUUCUGUAAGAUCACUGCUGGCAUCAAGAACAACAGCAAUGGACACCAACUCAAAGACCUGAUACUGCAGAAAGGGAUCACACAGAGUGCCCUGGACUAUAUGAAGAAACACAUCCCCAACGCCAAAAAUCUGGAUGCCGACGUGUGGAAGAAGUUCCUGUCUCGUCCAGCUCUACCCUUCAUCCUCAGACUGCUCCGAGGCCUGGCCACCCAGCACCCACCUACACAGAUGCUAAUCGGGACAGACUCCAUCACGAACCUUCACAAGUUGGAGCAGGUGUCUAGUGACGAGGGUAUUGGGACACUGGCAGAGAACCUUCUGGAGGCGCUGAGGGAGCACGCGGAGGUCAACCUGAAGAUAGAUGCCGCUCGCAGGGAGACACGGGCCGAGAAGAAACGCAUGGCCAUGGCCAUGAGACAGAAAGCUCUGGGGACACUGGGCAUGACGACCAAUGAGAAGGGCCAGGUGGUGACCAAGACGUCGUUGUUGAAACAGAUGGAGGAGCUGAUAGAGGAGCCAGGACUGACCUGCUGCAUCUGUAGAGAGGGAUACAAGUUCCAGCCGACCAAGGUGCUGGGGAUCUACACCUUUACGAAGCGCGUGGCCCUGGAGGACUUGGAGAACAAGCCUCGCAAGCAGCAGGGAUACAGCACUGUGUCACACUUUAACAUAGUCCACUAUGACUGCCACCUCGCAGCUGUCAGGCUUGCUCGCGGGCGGGAGGAGUGGGAGAGUGCUGCGCUGCAGAACGCCAACACCAAGUGCAAUGGACUGCUUCCUGUCUGGGGGCCUCACGUCCCAGAAUCGGCUUUCGCCACCUGCCUGGCCAGGCACAACACAUAUCUGCAGGAAUGUACGGGGCAGAGAGAGCCCACCUACCAGCUCAACAUCCACGACACCAAGCUCCUGUUCCUGCGUUUCGCCACGGAGCAGUCCUUUAGCGUGGAUACGGGAGGGGGAGGACGAGAGAGCAACAUCCACCUCAUCCCUUACAUCAUCCACACCGUGCUCUACGUCCUCAACACUACUCGGGCUACCAGUCGUGAGGAGAAGAACCUGCAGUGUUUCCUGGAGCAGCCGUGUGAGAAGUGGGUGGAGAGCAGCUAUGAUGUGGACGGCCCCCACUACUACACAGUGUUGGCCAUGCACAUCCUGUCUCCCGAACGCUGGAGGAGCACACGACUCACCUUCCUACGCAGGCUCCUCGUCUCCGUGCACGCACGCAAGGUCUCCGCCGUCUUCACCAACAAACUCCCAGAUAAACAGUCUAAGGAAUAUGCAGUGUAUCGGUCUCCUCUUCUCUUCUGGGGUCUCGUGGAACUCAUCUAUGACAUGUUCAGGAAAGUACCCACGAGCAACACGGAGGGAGGCUGGUCCUUCUCGCUGGCAGAGUACGUGCGGCACAAUGACAUGCCCAUCUACGAGGCCUCGGAGCGGGUGCUCAAGUCCUACCAGGAAGAGCUGAUGCCCGCCGAAUCCUUCUCCGAGUUCCUGGAUGUCGUUGGGCUCCUCUCUGACAUUCCGGACCCAGACCUCUUCCUGCAAGACCUGUUGAACUCUGUUCCCUGAUGGUAGUCAGUACCACCCUGCCCCCGAGACAAGAGCCCCACGAUGGGGGACGACGAGGGCCCACACAUUGGUCCUGCUAACGACACCUCCAUGGGACAACUCUCAACCGGAAAACCCUCGCUCCCCAACUUCUCCCUAGCUUUCUGUCACACACACACACACACACACACACACACACACACACACACACACACACACACACACACACACACACACACACACACACGUAUACCGUAACAGAGACACACACACACGCAUACUGUAACAGACACACACACACCUGUUUCCUAGUCUCCACCAGAGGUUUGAUCCUCUGCAUCAUAUUCCAACUGUCUCUUGAAGCAGAUCUUGUAUGUGCUGUCUGAGUCAGGAGUCAGUUGGUGCAUUUAUGACCAUGUUGCUGUAACAUUUAAUACACACAGUAAACAAACCCCAUGCUUCUCUCAAAUAUUACCCACAAAAAAAAUGUCUGGGUUGCAAAUCUUCAAGUAACUAAAAAAAAAAAUGUUUAAAAAAACUUCUUUAAAAAAAAACAACAACAUUGUUUUGAGAUUCGAUCGCAGUGUAUUAAGACCUGUGUUUUUCUUUGUUUUGUUUUUAAGAAGUUUAAGAUGAGCUCUUUUUGUUUUCGUUUGUCAUGACAAUUUAUUUGGUGUUUUCAAAAACGGAGGCAGGAAGGAAAGCUUCACAGUAGGAUCUUGAAUUAAAAUAAACUGACCGUGUUGUCAGAUACUAUUCUCCUGACUUACCCUGGGUGCCAGAUCUCUCUGUGCUGACAGUAGAUCUGGAAGGAAAAUGUACUCAUGUAGGGUUGGUUUCUCUUCUCCGGUGACAAGAAUCAGAUAAAAUUAGAAAAGAACAACAACUGAAAUCGAUCUGUUUGAGCCCUCCCUCCAUCCCUCCCCGGUAACUCGAGUUCUAAUAAUCCUGAUUGGUUAUUCAUGCUCCAAUGAAACGUCACCAUUUUACGACAUUGUCCCAAAAUGAAUAAUAACUAACAAUAAAAAACGGGGCCUUUGCAUUCGAAACACUUCUCUCUCAUUAUGGUGUUAUGUUUUCUGGUUGAUUUAUUUUUUGUUGUUGUUGUUUCUGGUAAAGCAAAGGUGUCGCUGAGUUCUUCAAACCUUGAUGAUUUAAAUGGAUUAAUUACAUCUCUUUAAUAUAUAGACGCCCGCGUCCAUCGCGACACGUGAAAACGGAGUCUUCAGAGCUGAUGGUGUGGAGUUUAAACAUUUUAAAAUAGCCCAAUUUAUAGUGUUACUUUCUCUCGUCGGCCUAUUACCGCUGCUACAAUGUUCAACUGUUGCUGAAUGUCUGCUUUUUGGGGGGGUUAGCAAUGAUUAAUAAAGUCGUGAUAGUAAUUCCACAUCCA
Oncorhynchus gorbuscha (pink salmon) is the source of this 16825-nucleotide messenger RNA. Its product is annotated as E3 ubiquitin-protein ligase UBR4-like. NCBI's taxonomy places the organism in Eukaryota, Metazoa, Chordata, Actinopteri, Salmoniformes, Salmonidae. The record is from RefSeq and is a predicted model, not a curated record. Gene Ontology annotation, molecular function: protein binding; zinc ion binding.